Messenger RNA from Boleophthalmus pectinirostris (great blue-spotted mudskipper), 380 nucleotides. RefSeq names its product adenosine deaminase 2-A-like. Gene Ontology annotation, biological process: adenosine catabolic process; inosine biosynthetic process. NCBI's taxonomy places the organism in Eukaryota, Metazoa, Chordata, Actinopteri, Gobiiformes, Gobiidae. The record is from RefSeq and is a predicted model, not a curated record. The coding region runs from base 77 to 352 and encodes 91 amino acids. The transcript has 2 exons. Gene Ontology annotation, molecular function: adenosine deaminase activity.
UAAGUGAGCUGUAUGUUUUCUUCCCCAGGUGUUAAAGCUGGUAGAUGAUUUAAGAAACCACCCCGGGGCAGUCCUGAUGGCAGAGGGCCACCCUUUGGUCAUCAGCUCUGAUGAUCCGGCCAUGUUCGGUGCCUCGGGUUUAUCCUAUGACUUUUAUGAAGCUUUUGUUGGAUUUGGGGGCUUAAGGUCCAACUUAGGCACCCUCAAAGCACUGGCUAUGAACUCCAUAAAGUACAGUUCAUUACCCGCCCAGCAACGAGAUAAAGCUUUGGCUAUGUGGCAGAAAAGAUGGGACAAGUUUAUAUCUGAAAAUACUUUAAUAUCAGGGUUCUAUCCAAAGUUCAUAUUUUAAACAGGAAAAAAAUACAGGCUGUAUUUAC